AAGUGAACAUUGAUGCAAUUUUGAAGAAUAUAGAAAGUAACAGGACACUAACAACAAAUCAACAAGCCUCAACUGAACGCUUUAAAUCCACAUUAUAUAAAAAUACGACUUCUUCUCUUGCUUCGAGCAGUAAUAAUAACCUUAGCAUGGAUAAAUCAAAGCAACAAAGCAAGGAACUGUUAAGUCAUACAUUCCCAACAAAGAAACCACAGUGGCCACCAGCACCUAUACAGCCUCCAAAGAAAGUUCAAACCGUUUCACCAAAGCCAGACCAACAGCAAGAUCAACAACAGCAUUCUAAUAUAUUGGUACCAUCACAGACUUCAGAGGCUUCAGCAUCCACAUCUGGCACGGUCAGCCAACCAUCCAAACCACUUAUUCAAACAACAAAGCUGCCUGCUCAACAGACAUCGAUCCAAACACAAGUGCCAGCAGAGACACCCAAGGCUGUUCAGCAAGUAUCAAUGCCUGCUCCACAGCCUCCUAAACCUACCCAAGGAAAACAUCCCGAGGUACCCAAAUCCAUUCAACAGCAGGUUACUUCACAACCUCCCAAGCCUGUCCAGCAACAGCAACCUAUGUCACCCAAACCUAUUCAGGUGCCUGCUCCACAACCUCCUAAGCCUGUCCAGCUUACUCCACAGCCACUCAAACCUGUCCAGCAACAACAGGCUACUCCACCCAAGCUCGUCCUUCAACAACAACAAUCUAUGCCACCCAGGCCUAUCUUUCAACAACAGCCUAGUGCACAGUUACCCGGCUUUGCUCUCAGCUCAUCCAGACCACUUCAAUAUAAAUUUGCUCAACAAGAACCCAAGCACAAGCUUAAUCAGCAAACUCCAAAGUUUCAUCAACCAACAUCAUCUCCUUCUUUCACACCUGUGCCUCCUCCUCCACCACCACCUCCAAAACAAUAUCCAAGACCUCAUCCUGCACCCAUGUACCCACAACAACAGCUGCAGCCCCGCUUAUCUCCCCAGAGACAGGAUCAGCCCAAGAUUAGCAUCAUCAAUGAAGCUAGAGAUCCUCGGUUGAAAACAAUAGUAGGAAGAGACCCAAGAAUUAAAAAACAACAGCAAUCAGAUCCAAAGCAAAGUCCAGAGGCGAAUGGAGAACUACUACAACACAAAGAUCUCGAGAUGGAUGUUGUCUUGUUUAAAGGAGAUAAAGAAAUUGCACCCAUCACAUUGAAGCGAAAGCAGAAAUGUUAUCAUCGAGAUAAAAUCAUACAACUCAUCAACGCACAAGCAAAAGGUCCUAAUCAGCUUCAUAUUAUUUCUUACCUUCCGCUUCGAGCCUUGAAUGAGAUCAUCCAUAAUCGUUGUAUCACGUUGAUAGACAUUCUGAUGACUAAAUCACUGGUGAGCUUUGGUAAGUUAAGAAGCUUCUUGCAAGUAAACGAGAUUGUAAGUGCACGGAUAUACAAAUAAACAAAAAAUAACACAAUGAUAGGCUGGUCUCGCAUACGAUACAAACGACACCAAGGAUAUUCUCGUGCUAUUACCCGUAAUUGAUCUCCACAAGUUGACCAAUGUACCAUCAGACCAUGGUUUAAUGAACUAUUACCACCAACUAUGUGCCAUCUACAUUGAAGGUGUUCCUGAAAAGCCAAAGGUUAUAGAAGGACUUUCAGGAGUAGGUCCAUUGACGAGUCGAGACUAUACAAUGCUCGAAUGGGAAUUGGCAGCUGUCUACUUGCGCUUC
Messenger RNA from Rhizopus microsporus ATCC 52813, 1704 nucleotides. RefSeq lists its product as uncharacterized. The record is from RefSeq and is a predicted model, not a curated record. Bases 147 to 1430 code for a protein of 427 amino acids. The transcript is spliced from 3 exons. Lineage: Eukaryota; Fungi; Mucoromycota; Mucoromycetes; Mucorales; Rhizopodaceae.